This is a messenger RNA of Ochotona princeps (American pika), 869 nucleotides long. Its product is annotated as slit homolog 1 protein-like. Gene Ontology annotation, molecular function: protein binding. The coding region runs from base 321 to 869 and encodes 182 amino acids. NCBI's taxonomy places the organism in Eukaryota, Metazoa, Chordata, Mammalia, Lagomorpha, Ochotonidae. The record is from RefSeq and is a predicted model, not a curated record. Gene Ontology annotation, cellular component: plasma membrane. The transcript is spliced from 6 exons.
UGUGCGCUGGCUGCGUGCGCGCUUGAGGCCUGCCUAUUUUCCUCCUUGCAGCAGUCAGUCAGGGAGGGAGAGGGAGACGCAGGCAGAGAGAAAAGCGAACGCAGCCCAGUGCCCUCCGCCUGAGGCGCCCUCCCUUGGUCCACGCACAGGCGCCUUUGCUGGGAGCCGCAAGGUGCUCCUCAGACCUCAAGGGCGCAGCCCGCGGUCGGCGGGCUCUGGCGCAGGCAGCUUUUCCUAGGAUCGCGCCUGAACACGUCCCCAGACGGGGAUGGUAAGUGGCUGCCGCUGCCUGGCACGCAAGCGGACGCGGUGAGGGCACGAUGGCGCUGACGGCCCGGAGUGGGUCCCGUCUGGAGCUCUGGCUACUGCUGCUGUGGACAGCCGCGUGGUGCCCGGGUGCCUUGGCGUGCCCCGCCCUCUGCACCUGCACUGGUACUACGGUGGACUGCCACGGCAUGGGGCUGCAAGCGGUCCCCAAGAACAUCCCGCGGAGCACCGAGCGCCUGGAACUCAAUGGCAAUAACAUCACCCGGAUCCACAAGAAUGACUUUGCGGGCCUCAAGCAGCUGCGGGUGCUGCAGCUGAUGGAGAACCAGAUCGGAGCUGUGGAGCGUGGGGCUUUCGACGACAUGAAGGAGCUGGAGAGGCUCCGACUGAACCGGAACCAGCUGCAUGUGCUCCCAGAACUGUUGUUCCAGAAUAACCAGGCUCUGUCCAGACUGGACCUGAGUGAGAACGCCAUCCAGUCCAUCCCCAGGAAGGCUUUUCGGGGCGCCACCGACCUCAAGAACCUACAGCUGGACAAGAACCAGAUCAGCUGCAUUGAGGAAGGGGCCUUCCGGGCUCUAAGAGGGCUGGAGGUGCUGUAA